ACUGCAGCCUGUCAGACACACCCUGCUGCCUUCCUAUUGGCUGGUGGACACACCUCCCUCCCCUUCCUCAUUAGUAUUCAGACAGUGCUGCUUGAAAGAAGGGCAGAGAGAGAGAGAGAAAGAGAGAGAGAGAGAGAGAGAGAGAGGGAGUGACAGAGAGAGAUUUACAUGUAGGUAGAAGAAGGCGCGUACAGCAAGACGAGGGGAAAGGAAGAGGGAAAGGAGAAGAAAGGGGAGUGAGAGAGAGAGAGAGAGAGAGAGAGAGAGAGAGAGAGAGAGAGAGAGAGAGAGAGCAAGGGCUGCAUUCUGCCAGGAGGAAGCUGAAGGAAGCAGGUGUAUCUGCAGAGACAGACAGAGAGAGAUCUGCCCCGGAUCCCCUCCUUUCCCCCCACAUAAAGACGCAGCUCUUUCCGCCUCCCCGAACGGAGGGGACCCACGGAAACACACCCUAAAGCCUCCGCAGCCUCCGUGUGUUUGAGAAGAGAGAGAAGGGGCGUGUGAAGGGGGUGUGUGGCGCCCCGGUGGGUGCAGGCGUGUGAGCAUGUGCGUGUGAGCGUGUAUCUCGUUGCGGCGGUUGGUGAAGCAGGGCCCGGUAUAUGGAUAGGAGCUCACUGUUUCAGCUCAUUCAGGAGCAGCUGGACCCCGAGCAGACUGGUUUCAUUGCGGUGGAGAACUUCACCAGUCUGGCGGAGCAGCAUGAGCUGCAGCUGGACCCCAACAAGCUGGACAUGCUGCUGGCCCUGGUUCAGAGCGAUCAGCACGGCCAUGUCUGCUACCAGGAGCUUAUCGAGCUGCUAAGCAGUAAGCGUUCCAGUAGUUUCCGGCGCGCCAUUGCUAAUGGCCGGCGCACUCUGCAACGCGAGAUCCUAUUGGACGAGACGGGCCUCGGCGUGUACAAGCGCUUUGUGCGCUACGUGGCGUACGAGAUCCUGCCGUGUGAGACAGACAGACGCUGGUACUUUCAUCAGAACAGACUCUGUCCUCCGCCUGUCUUUAUGGCCAUCGUUACCAUAGUGCAGAUUGUGGUGUUUAUGUGUUAUGGGGUGAGGCUCAACAAGUGGGUUCUGCAGACAUAUCAGCCAGACUUCAUGAAGAGCCCACUGGUGUAUCAUCCAGGACAUCGAGCCCAAGUCUGGAGAUUUUUCAGCUACAUGUUCAUGCAUGUUGGGUUGGAGCAGCUUGGCUUCAAUGCGCUCCUCCAGUUGAUGAUCGGCGUUCCUCUGGAGAUGGUGCAUGGAAUUCUGAGAAUCAGCCUCCUCUAUAUGGCAGGAGUGGUGGCAGGUUCUCUCACCGUCUCCAUCACUGACAUGCGUGCUCCAGUGGUCGGUGGCUCUGGAGGAGUCUACGCACUCUGCUCUGCCCAUCUCGCCAACGUCGUCAUGAACUGGGCUGGAAUGAAGUGUCCAUAUAAGUUACUGCGGAUGAUCCUGGCGCUGGUUUGCAUGAGCUCAGAGGUGGGCCGAGCCGUGUGGUUGCGCUUCUCGCCGCCGUUGUCCUCGUCGGGGCCGCAGCCGAGUUUCAUGGCCCACUUGUCGGGUGCCGUGGUGGGAAUUAGCAUGGGCCUGCUUAUCCUGCGCAGCUAUGAGGAGUCGCUGCACAAGCAGUGCUCAUGGUGGGUCCUCGUCUUCUCCUUCGUCACCUUUCUACUCUUCGCCAUCUUCUGGAAUAUCUUCGCCUACGAGCUGUUAGGAGUCCAGAUUCCGUCUCCGCCCUGAUGACACGCCCCCGUGGCUGUUUCCUCACUCUGGCUGCGGAGAGCCACGCGUGCAACCUUCAGAAACUGGAUUUCUUGAUGGCCUCACUCCCCUUUUUUUGGUUACAUCUCCACCCCCUUUUGACCAACAAUAAGCAGACAGACGGUCCAAACCGGAAGAUUGGAAAUUCUUACACUGAUUUUCUUUCAGGAUUUUUUCUUAACGUCUUACUACUCAGACUCUUUAUUUAUACGCUCCCGCUCGGCCACGUCUCAAGCCGGGAGGGGAAGAUACGAACGGACUUAAUCACUUCGGUUUAUUUUUUUGCUCAGUUUUCAUCACCAGGCAUUUAAAUCUGUCUUAUGUUAUGUUUUUGUCAGUGGUUUUCAGUUGUAUUAUUUCAAAAUGGUGCGUUAUUACUUUUAUCGCUGUUACACUGUCUGUUGAUCAGCGUCUUUGGGAAGCUGAAAGGAAAUACAGUUUCAAAAAGUUUCUGAUCCCACCUACACACACACACACACACACACACACACACACACACACACACACACACACACACACACAC
Tachysurus fulvidraco (yellow catfish) is the source of this 2259-nucleotide messenger RNA. It is a transcript of the gene rhbdl1, whose product is annotated as rhomboid, veinlet-like 1 (Drosophila). Gene Ontology annotation, molecular function: serine-type endopeptidase activity. The transcript is spliced from 8 exons. NCBI's taxonomy places the organism in Eukaryota, Metazoa, Chordata, Actinopteri, Siluriformes, Bagridae. Bases 597 to 1715 code for a protein of 372 amino acids. Gene Ontology annotation, cellular component: membrane. The record is from RefSeq and is a predicted model, not a curated record.